Aspergillus aculeatus ATCC 16872 is the source of this 1950-nucleotide messenger RNA. Its product is annotated as glycoside hydrolase family 15 protein. Lineage: Eukaryota; Fungi; Ascomycota; Eurotiomycetes; Eurotiales; Aspergillaceae. The transcript is spliced from 4 exons. Gene Ontology annotation, biological process: carbohydrate metabolic process. The record is from RefSeq and is a predicted model, not a curated record. Gene Ontology annotation, molecular function: hydrolase activity, hydrolyzing O-glycosyl compounds. The coding region runs from base 1 to 1950 and encodes 649 amino acids.
AUGCAAGGCAACAAAGAAUACUGUGGCCUCGAAGAUUAUGGCCUGGUGGGCGACAUGCACACCUGCGCCCUGGUCAGCAAGAAUGGCAGCAUCGACUCCAUGUGCUGGCCGGUCUUCGACUCGCCCUCCAUCUUCUGUCGCAUUCUCGACAAAGCAAAGGGCGGCCACUUCUCCAUCACCCCCAGUCGUGGUCUGCACAAUCCCUUGAGCAAGCAGCGCUACCGCCCCUACACCAACAUGCUAGAGACCCGCUGGAUCCACGAUGAGGGAGUUAUCAACAUCCUCGAUUACUUCCCCGUCACCAAGCCCAAGUCGUCCCCCAAUCUCCCCGGGGAACCCCAUCAUGCUUGUCAUUCCGGUCUAAUUCGCAAGGCGGAAUGUGUGCGGGGCGAGAUGGACAUUGAGAUUGAGGUCUUUCCCGCCUUCAACUACGCCCGGGACUCUCAUACCGCUCAAUUGUCGCGAGGCGAUGGGGUUCAUCGAGCCCACUUUCAGUCGGCGGCCCAGCGACUCCAGGUCAGUCUGCUGGUCGAUGCUGGGGAAUUGGCCGCGGACGCACAACUGAAUCCGGAACUCCAGCUGUCGGAGCGACCGGGUCACCUGGGUCCGGGUUUGGUCGGCAAGGUUACCUUAAAGGAAGGCCAGUCGAUCACUCUACUCCUCCAUGAUCAGGAGUCAAUCACCUCCAAUGCCUUGGUGUUGGGCCCAGAGUUGAGACGGUUGGAGCGAACGACGGGCGACUUCUGGUCCGACUGGACCAGCAAAUGUACCUUCCGCGGACAUUACCGCGAACAAGUGGAACGAAGCCUCUUGGUUCUCAAACUACUCACCUACAAACCUACCGGUGCGAUCGUGGCUGCACCGACCUUUUCUCUUCCCGAGCACAUUGGGGGCACUCGCAAUUGGGACUAUCGCUACUCGUGGGUGCGUGACGCGGCUUUCACGGUCUACGUCUUUCUAAAGAACGGCUACCCCGAGGAGGCAGAAUCGUACAUCAACUUCAUCUUCGACCGCAUUUUCCCACCCUUGUCCCAGAACGCCAAGCCUGGAGAUCCGUUCUUGCCCAUCAUGGUCACCAUUCACGGCGAACGGGAGAUCCCCGAGAUGGAACUCGAUCAUCUCGAGGGAUAUCGAGGAAGCCGACCGGUGCGAAUUGGAAACGGGGCGGCCACCCAUAUCCAACUCGACAUUUACGGGGAGCUGAUGGACAGCAUCUACCUGUACAACAAGCAUGCCGCCGACAUCUCCUACGACCACUGGCUUGCUAUCCGUCGCAUGGUCGACUUUGUGAUUGAGGUUCGCCAUCAACCCGAUCAGUCCAUCUGGGAGGUCCGCGGUCCUCCGCAGAACUUUGUUUAUUCUAAGAUCAUGCUGUGGGUCGCGCUUGACCGCGGCAUUCGACUGGCGGAGAAGCGCUCGAACCUCCCCUGUCCCGCCCGGGCCCGGUGGGUGCAGGAGCGAGACGACUUGUAUGACGAGAUCAUGACCAAAGGGUACAACGCGGAAAAGGGUUUCUUCUGCAUGAGCUACGAGAACCGGGAUGCAUUGGAUGCGGCAGUUCUCAUUGCUCCGCUCGUCUUCUUCGUUGCUCCCAAUGACCCUCGUCUCCUGAGCACGAUCCAGAAGAUCAUGGAACCUCCGGCCCGGGGAGGAUUGAGUGUCGCCAGCAUGGUAUCGCGAUACGAUACGGGAAAGAUCGAUGAUGUAGGGGUGGGCGGGAACGAAGGUGCAUUCCUGAUGGUUACCUUCUGGCUUGUCGAAGCGAUGAUGCGCCAGCUGCGGAGAACGGCUACCUCACAGUUUGAUAGUAUCCUAUCGUUUGCAAACCACCUGGGCAUGUUCUCGGAAGAAGUGGCCUCAUCGGGGGAGCAGAUUGGUAACAUGCCGCAAGCAUUCAGUCAUCUCGCCUGUGUCAGUGCCGCGAUGAAUCUUGGGGGCGGAGAGAAAUGA